AUGGGAUCUCUGAAUGGCAUGACAAACGGGUCCUCUCAACAUGGGCUACGCAACUUUGUUGACGUGAUUGAUGAACUCGCACUGAAUGAACCCAAUCGAACGAUCGUCUCUAUUCCCCGCUCUUCAAACGCUAAAGACGGAUGGAAAGACUUAGGUGCUUCUGAAUAUGCCAACGCUAUUAAUCGCCUAGCCCAUUGGAUAGUCGACCAGUUCGGCCGCGCUAAAGAAAAUGACUACCCCACUGUUGCGUAUAUUGGUCCUAAUGAUGUUCGCUACCUCAUCGUACUGGUAGCCACAAUUAAAGCCGGAUACAAGGCUCUUUUCAUCUCUCCGCGAAACAAUAUCGAGAGUCAGAUGUCCUUGUUCGAAGCCACGGACUGUCAAUUUAUUCUCCACACGGAGGAAUAUGAUGAAGCCAUCAAACCAUGGCUGGGAGCUCGUCCGAUGAAAUCUAGUGCAAUCGGCGCGAUCAGCGAUAUGCUCAAUGUGGAAACUGUUCCAUCCUUCCCUUACCACAAAUCCUUUGAGGAUAUUCGCGACAAGCCGGCUUUCAUUCUUCACACCAGUGGUAGUACUGGAAUUCCCAAGCCGAUUAUUUGUCGCCAUGGAGUCCUCUCUUUGGCUGAUGCAUACCGCAACAGACCCGACUUUGCAGGAUAUCGUCAUAUCAUAAAGGCUUUCUCGCAGAUGGCAACCAAAAUUCUGUGUCCAAUGCCUUUGUUUCAUGCCCUUGGUAUCUAUAUCUACAUUAGUACUACUAUUUUCUUUGGCACGCCUCUGGUACUUCCAAUUCCGGACCAAGCAGUGACACCAGAUGCUAUCUGUUCUUUUAUCAAACACUCUGGAGCUGAUGCGGCCAUUGUCCCACCAUCUAUCCUAGCAGACAUGAGCUAUGAGACGGAAGACAUCGAAUUCCUGAAGAAGCUUUCAUUCGUGUCUACUGGUGGAGGUGGUCUAGACACCGAGGCUGGUGAUCGGCUUGUUGAGGCGGGUGUUACCCUCGCUAACAUUAUUUCAACCACAGAAUCCGGGCUCUAUCCCGUUUACUUCCAAUCGAACACGAAGUUGUGGAACUAUUUCGUUUACGACGAUGAAACCUUUGGCGCCGAGUACCGUCCGUACGGCGAAAACACGUUCGAACAAGUGAUUAUUCGUCGUGACAAAAAUCCUGGCAUGCAAGGCAUCUUUUGCACUUUCCCCGAGCUUAAUGAAUAUUACACCAAGGAUCUUUAUCGACCCCAUCCUACAAUUCCUCAUCUUUGGCGCCACUCCGGACGCGCAGAUGAUGUAAUCGUGUUUUCCAAUGGUGAAAAACUGAACCCGGUCUCAAUAGAGUCUGCGGUCAGUACUCAUCACGAUCUCCAAAGAGCCAUUGUGGUCGGCCAAGGAAAGUUCCAAGCUGGUAUUUUCCUCGAACCCCUGAAAUUUCCUAAAGACAAUGCGGCUGCACUCGAGCUUAUCGAGAGUGUCUGGCCUAUGAUUGAUCAGGCUAAUCAGCAGACCGUUGCGCAUGGACGAAUUGCGCGUCACUUGGUCAGGAUCUCUGAUCCUACUAAGCCCAUCCCGGCUUCUGCUAAGGGAUCCCUUCAACGGGUUGCAUUUUUGACAACCUACAAAGAUGAAAUCGAGUCCCUUUAUAGCGAGAGCAAUUCUGAAACAAUAGAAUUGUCUCUUGAGAAUGAAGGCGCUCUUAUGAAAUCUCUUCACGAAAUCAUCGAAACCUCUCUGGGAGUGAAGGUCAUCGAGCCCGAUACAGACUUCUUUGCCACUGGUAUUGACUCGCUUGGAAUUAUCAACCUUGGCAAACUCAUUACAGCUGGUCUGCAAAGUGCUGGUGUGCCCAAAGACCGCUCUACAGUAACAGUUCGAGCAAUCUACGGCAACCCAUCCCUUCAAAAGCUGUCUCAAUAUGUCUUCGCCCGAGCCUUCCUAGACUCCAAUACCAACGGAGUAGAUGAGGUAGAGGUCGCAAAGAAGGUUCUGGAAAGGUUUAGCAUUGCGCCCAUCAAUGAAACCAUUUCCAACAAGCCCUUGCCUAGCGACACAAACCAGACUAUCAUUCUUACCGGUUCCACUGGUAGUCUCGGUUCUUAUCUCUUGGACCUCUUGGAAGGUAGUGACUCCGUUUCAAAGGUCAUUUGUCUCAAUCGAGGUGCCGAUGGUGGCAGACAGAGACAAAUACAAGGUAACGCAGAGCGUGGUCUCCGAACAGACUUUCCAAAGACAGAAUUCCUCGAGGCAGAUUUGUCGAAAGACAACCUUGGACUUAGCCCUGCUCUCUAUCAAAGUCUUCUUUCUUCAACGGAUCGCAUCAUACAUAACGCCUGGCCAGUCAACUUCAACCUAUCAGUUGAGUCUUUUGCACCCAGCAUCCAUGGUGUUCGAAGUCUAGCAGAAUUCUCCUUCCGAACUAUCAAACACGUGCCCAUUAUUUUCUUGUCAUCCAUCGGCUCAGUCGAUCGCUGGGCAGGGCCAGACCUAGUCCCCGAGAUCCUUCAGACGGAUCUGAGUCUCGCUUCGACAGGAUAUGGCCAAUCAAAAUUCAUCGGUGAUCUAAUUCUACAACAAGCAUACGAGAAACUCAACGUUCCGAGCGCAGUGAUCCGGGUCGGCCAAAUCUCCGGCCCACGAAGCGAAAAGGGAGCAUGGAAUAAACAAGAAUGGCUCCCGACUAUUAUCUCUUCAUCGGUGGCUCUUGGAAAGCUUCCAACUGAUCUUGGUGCAAAUGACACAGUCGAUUGGGUUCCGGUAGAGGAUGUUGCCAAGUCCGUUCUGGAAAUUUCGGGAGUUCUAUCCAAACAUUUGCUCUCUGAGAUCUCCGGACACUUCCAUAUUGUCAAUCCUGCUAUUACAAAUUGGAAGCAUCUUGCUGGAGCUGUGAAGGAAUUCUAUGAGCAACAAGGUCGUGAGAUUGAGCUUGUGGAUAUGGCAACUUGGGUCAAGGCUGUUGGGGCUAGUUCUGGUGAUGGAACUGAGAUCCCAGCUGUGAAGCUUUUGGAUACCUAUAACGCGCUCGUGGCUGGCGAGUCUCACUUUUCAGGGUUCUCCACAACGAAGACUAGAGGAGUGAGCACGACAUUGGAUCAAAUGACUCCGGUUGAUUCCGAUCUGAUGAAGCUGUGGUGUCGACAGUGGGCUUUCUAA
This is a messenger RNA of Penicillium angulare, 3144 nucleotides long. RefSeq lists its product as uncharacterized. Lineage: Eukaryota; Fungi; Ascomycota; Eurotiomycetes; Eurotiales; Aspergillaceae. The record is from RefSeq and is a predicted model, not a curated record. The transcript is spliced from 4 exons. The coding region runs from base 1 to 3144 and encodes 1047 amino acids.